AUGAGCGUUUUCCUCAAUCCGGGCGUACACACCAACGCUGUACUCGUCAAAGCCCAUCAGCAUCGUAUGCUCGCAAGCACUCUGCUUGCUCGGCAGCCUUUCAAAGCGAUUGUCUUGAUCUACUAUAUCACCUCGAGCUUGUUUGUCUGUGCACCAGCAUGGGCUCUCUGGUACUUACCGCGUUCGAACCGACCGCGUCGCUCGUGGUCGCUCGCACAUCUGCUCAUGACAAAGCUCAUCUUUCGCAUUUCCGCGGGUGUAGUCAGAACUCGGGUCGCCAUGCAAGCGCGCGACCCAUUUGAGGACCACACGAGGCCAGCAGGCAGAGCUGCGGAAGCUCUGAAGGAAUGCGACUUUGAAUUCGUCGAGCCUGUUGCAGACGACAAGGUGAAAGGCUUCGCGGCGGAUCCUGACAUCAAGCCAGAGCGUGUUGGCGCGUAUAUCUGGCCGAGCAGUUCAAGGCUAGAUGAUCCUGAAGACCGCCGUCUCGUCAUGCUCUUCUGUCAUGGAGGAGCCUACACGUACCACUCUGCUCAUCCUACCAGCGACACGUCACGCAUCCCACGCCAAUUUGUGAAAUCCUACACCGACACUGUCAAGGCUAUCUAUUCGGUUGACUUCCGGACGAGCUUGCAUACGCCUGCACCUGCACAGCUGCUCGAUGCCAUAUCUGCCUAUGCCACCCUGAUCGAUAAGCAUCAUGUACCGCCGCAGUCCAUCAUCAUCACCGGGAACUCUGCAGGAGGAAACCUGUGCCUCGCGCUGGCUAGAUAUCUGCGCGAUGAGCAGGUCUAUCCGCUGCCAGGUGGAAUCUACCUGCAAUCACCGUGGUCGAACCCUUCCUACAACACCAAGAUAGAUGGCUACAACUCAUCCAUUCUGCGUAAUUGCAAUGUCGAUUUUCUCAACUUUCCCGCGCUCGGUGAUUUCGUCCAGGCAGCAUUAAGAGGGACCAAACCCAGAGAAUAUCUCAACUCGCUCUACAUUUCUCCCGGCCGGCCAGCCUUGCAAGUCACCGAAGCGGCGUUCAAAGGCUUCCCGAGGACCUUCAUCAACUAUGGAGAAGCCGAAAUACUGUACGAAGAGAUUCGAGUGCUCAUCGAACGUAUGCGUCUCGGCGGCGUCGAGCUCGAGAUCGACGAGAUAACAGACGCGAUGCACGAUCCUUUGUGCACCGAAACGGGCAAUGUCGAGCGCAUAGACCGGAUCAUCGAAGCCACUCGUCCAUGGCUCACGCAAUGCCUCAAGGAUGCCCAUGCGAGCCACGCGGGCCAACAAUAG
Messenger RNA from Mixia osmundae IAM 14324, 1281 nucleotides. RefSeq lists its product as uncharacterized. The coding region runs from base 1 to 1281 and encodes 426 amino acids. NCBI's taxonomy places the organism in Eukaryota, Fungi, Basidiomycota, Mixiomycetes, Mixiales, Mixiaceae. Gene Ontology annotation, molecular function: hydrolase activity. The transcript has 4 exons. The record is from RefSeq and is a predicted model, not a curated record.